This is a messenger RNA of Alternaria alternata, 2720 nucleotides long. RefSeq names its product arginyl-tRNA synthetase. The coding region runs from base 418 to 2355 and encodes 645 amino acids. The transcript is spliced from 4 exons. Lineage: Eukaryota; Fungi; Ascomycota; Dothideomycetes; Pleosporales; Pleosporaceae. Gene Ontology annotation, molecular function: ATP binding; arginine-tRNA ligase activity. The record is from RefSeq and is a predicted model, not a curated record. Gene Ontology annotation, biological process: mitochondrial translation; arginyl-tRNA aminoacylation. Gene Ontology annotation, cellular component: cytoplasm; mitochondrion.
GCUCGCAUCUCUCCCGAACCAUUGACGCAUCGCAGCUACCCCACAUCUGGUAUGCAGCAAAGUCUGGUAAAUAUUUGUCGCGCCAGACUUUUUCCUUGUACCAACGUUUGUUUGACGAGGCCGCUGGCGACUCAUUCUUCUUCCUUGACUCAGAAAUAUAUCCGUAGCGCAGUCAUAGCAGCACACGCUACCCUCAAGUCCAGCACCCCGCGCGUCUCUUCCCUUCACACAUUCCCCUCCCAAUUCCGACCGCACACAGGCUCGCGGCCCCGUUCGCAAUAUCAGCUCACCUCAUACGAACACCACAACGUCAGAGCGAUAACGACGUCCAAUUCACUGCGACCUUACUCCCAGAUUGACUCGACACCCUUCAAGCCCUUCAGAAACCUCGACGCGUCGGCGCGCUCAUCAGUCAGCAUGGAGGACCUCACAAACACGCUCGCGACGCUCGGCCUGGACAAGGUCCCGCAGGAGCCAAACACAUACCCCGCCCUGAACCCAUUCGACAUCUACCGGAGUCACAUCACUGAGUUGUUGUCAUCCGUGUCUGGCGUAGACAAGCAGAUCAUAUACCCUACACUGGCAUGGACUGCAAAGCCUGAGCAUGGAGACUUGCAGUUGGCUGUUCCCGCGCUCCGACAAAAGAAGAAGGACAUGAAGGCCUUCGCACAGGAACUGGCAGAUGCGUUCCCCGAGUCGCCGCUGGUGAAGAAGCCGAUUGUUACCAACACCUCCAUCGGCUUCUUCUUCAAGCCAGAGACGCUCACAUCGCUCGUGCUGCCCAUGGUUCUCAAGUCCAAGGAGGCAUAUGGAUUCAACAAGAACCUUGGUCUCAAGAACCCGCUUGAUCCCUCCUCCGGCGCAAAGAAGAUGAUCGUCGAGUUCAGUUCGCCCAAUAUCGCAAAGCCUUUCCAUGCCGGACACUUGCGAAGUACAAUCAUUGGUGGGUUCCUCGCCAACUUGUAUGAGGGUGCAGGAUGGGAUGUCGUUCGUAUGAACUACCUCGGAGACUGGGGCAAGCAAUACGGUGUCUUGGCUAUCGGUUUCGACCUCUACGGUAACGAGGAGGAGCUCGUUAAGAACCCCAUUGGACACUUGUAUGACAUCUAUGUCAGGGUCAGCAACGUCCAGCACGAGGAGGCGGAGAAAAUGAAGGCUCUCAAGGCCGAAGCUGCGAAGCUGAAAGAGGAGGGCAAGGACGCAUCUGAGCAGGAGGCCGAGGUCAAGAAGAUCGAGGCUGAGGGCAUCGAUGAGCAGGCUAGGAAAUACUUCAAGGGUAUGGUUGAUGGUGAGCCUAAAGCGCUCGGUAUCUGGAAGCGCUUCAGGGACCUGUCUAUCGAGAAGUAUAAGCAGACAUACGCACGACUCAACAUCCACUACGACGACUACAGCGGAGAGUCCCAAGUCAAGGACGAGAGCAUGGACCUCGCCGCCAAGAUCAUGUGGGAGAAGAAGGUCUGUGAGGAUUCAGAAGGUGCCGUCAUUGUCGACCUCACAAAGCAUUCCAAGAAGCUUGGCAAGGCUGUCGUCAAGAAGAAGGACGGUACAUCACUCUAUCUGACCCGUGAUAUUGGCGCUGCCAUUGAGCGUGUUGAGAAGUACCACUUUGACCGCAUGAUCUACGUUGUCGCCUCGCAACAAGACCUGCACUUGGCCCAACUCUUCAAGAUAGAAGAGCUCAUGGGCAGGAAAGACAUUUCCGACAAGUGCCAGCACAUCAACUUCGGCAUGGUUCUUGGUAUGUCGACACGAAAAGGCACAGCCAAGUUCCUCGACGAUAUCCUCCGCGACGUCGGUGACAAGAUGCAUGAGGUCAUGAAGACCAACGAGACAAAAUAUGCCCAAGUCAAAGACCCAGAGCAAACUGCAGACACACUCGGUAUCUCAGCCGUCAUGGUCCAAGACAUGAAGGGCAAGCGUAUCAAUAACUACACCUUCGACAUGGACCGCAUGUGUUCAUUUGAAGGCGACACAGGCCCAUACUUGCAAUACGCCCACGCCCGUCUCUGCUCUAUUUACCGCAAGGCCGUAGACGCCGACCCUAGCCUUGCUGACCUCGACCUCACAUCCGCUGAUCUGAGCUUGCUUCAAGAAGACAAGGCUGUCGAGUUGGUUCGCCAAUUGGCAUCUUGGCCCGAUACUUUCCUCAACACGAUCAAGACGCAAGAACCCACCACCGUGCUUACAUACCUGUUCAAGAUGGCACAUGCCCUUAGCAGCAGUUACGACCACUUGCAGGUAGUAGGUUCGGAGAAGAACGUCAUGAUUGCUAGGUUGGCGCUAUACGUUGCUGCUAGGCAGGUGCUGUAUAAUGGAAUGAGGGUACUGGGACUGAGUCCCGUAGAGAGGAUGUAAAUGGGGAGGUCAAUAGAUAGGCGAGCUUGGCUCAGACGAACGAGGAGUUGUCGUAUGACGUAACAAAUAAAGUCAACAUUUACUGCAUCAACACAAGACACGAGGCAUGAGAUUCUAUCAACUUACAACGCUAUACAUCUAUACGAAUUCGCACAUUGGUAGCACUGAUCACAAUUAAGGGAUAUGGCGAGCUCGGAUGGAUGCUUCAUCGAUUACUUGGUGUUACAUACGUGGAGGUUUCUGGCUAGAUUUUACCAACUUGUAAACUAUGUAAUAUAAUGAUGUAUCAACAGGUAACUGUUCAACACAGCAUACGAAUCUGUUUGAACCAACCGGAUCGAGCAGCUGUUGAACUUGAAGACCGC